GUAUAUUUGACAGCUAGGAGAUUUAAUGCCCUUUUCCUCAGCCAUCUGCUGGGAGUAGCAGACAUUAAGGGGGGUUCCAUACUUAAAGACCCUUUAAUCUUGAUCCUGAACUCAACAGAGACGCUCAGCAGCACCAGUCAACAUGACGACUGACCCUGAAGGCAACCUAGGAAGUAGCAGGUUGGGCCCCAGUGAUAACCUAGCUGCUAUUUUCAGGGAAUGCAGCAGAGAUCCAACUGAACCAAUAAAGACCCGACUGAGAAGCAUGCUGAACACAUUUCAGAAUUACCAAAGGGACACUGCAGGAAAUGAGACUUAUGAGUUGGCUAAAAGGUGCUGCCUCCAAGCUAGGACACGGUAUUACAGUAUCCUGGAGAAACACGCUGUUCAGGAGAGGAAAAGGCUGGGCGUCAAUGAUAUCUCAUCCACCUUGAACAAUGAACUUUAUCAGCGCUGUCUGGUGGCCUGCUGUCUUGAGAUGGCCAUAUCUUCCAACAAGCUACCGUGUGACUUCCCUCUUCUCCUUCAGAUCCUCAAACUAGCACCAUAUCACUUUGUAAAGGUGAUUGAGCCGGUGUUGCGGUUAAGAGAGGGCCUACCUUGUACUUUGUUCAGAGACCUCGCUAAGGUGGAGGAGAAAAUUCUGGAGAGUUUGGCCUGGACCAGUGACUCACCCCUGUGGGAGGAUAUUAGAGCCAAUGAGGGCCAACUGCCUACCUGCCAACAGGUGAUGCCUCCUAACAUGCUUGACGACCCAAGUAGGACUGAUUUAGCUCCUGAUGGAAGCCUACCAGGAGCGCCUGCAGACCACGACCAGCAGCCUUCCACGUCAGAUCAAAACAGGCAAAGAAGAAGCAAGGGUUUCAUUAUAUUUGCUCGUAAGGUGUACAUGCUGAUGAGCUUGCGUCUGAAGGACUUGUGUUACAAACUGAAGAUUUCUGAAGAGCUGCGAAUGAAGAUUUGGACCUGUUUCAAACACUCCCUGGUCCACUUCACUGAUCUCAUGAUGGAUCGUCACCUUGACCAGCUGCUCAUGUGCGCCAUUUACAUCAUACCACAGAUCACCGGCAUGGAUUUAACCUUCAAGCGCAUAAUGGAGGCCUACAUGGAUCAGCAGCCUGCCAGAGAAAGUGUUUACCAAAAAGUCCUGAUAUCUGGAAGAAACUCCAAAAAUUCUUCCCCUGCAAGCAACAAUAUUUCAGACCACAGCACCCAUUUUCUGACCCCUGAUACGCCAUCAGCACAUUAUCCAGCACCUUGUCAGGAGGAAAGGGGAAACCUGAAUACAUUUUACGACCAAGUCUACCAUAAAAAGAUGGAAAAUUUUGCCAAGCAGUUUGCACCACCUCCUGGGGUUGGCACUCCCCGUACGACUCCAUAUCCUGUGCAGAACAGAGCAUCUCCUCGCAGAAACCGUCUUCCCAGCAACCUGAACAUUUCUCUGUACAACAGGGAAAGCACUCGCCAAAGGACACCCAUAUACACGUACUACUUCAGCUCAAGCAGCUCAGAGCGUCUGCGUGAGAUCAAUAAUAUGAUCUCAGGCAGGAUCCCCAACAAGCGAUCCUAUGCUUCAUCAAUGAAUGGAGCAGAGGAAGAGGAGGGAGAUGGGUGUCCUCUUGUGAGAAGGCGUCGUUUGGAUGGUCCUUCAGCUUUGAACAGGAGACUGAGGGAAGUGGAGAAUGAUCGAGCAGCAGCGAGGGAUCGAGCCACCUGCAGGUCCAGCCUAAGAGCAUGAAGUUUCACUCUGCUUUUAUGAAGGUGUUUGAAGAAAGCAAUAUGUAGCUUUGUUUUCAUUUUAUUUUAUCUUAUAAAUUUUAUUUAGGCUAUCUCAAAAAUGAGUGUUUUCAGUAGCCAAGAGCUUUAAUUAUGCACAGUUUUUUUUCUCUUUUCCCCUGCACUUUCUGUGACACCGACUCCCUUGGUGUUUUUAAUCAGACACUUUAGACUCUUAGCUCAGUGGUCAGUGCUAUUUUAUAGGUUGGGUUUGAAACUAAAGAGCCCACUCAAAAAAACAAAAGCUUCUCAGGUGUACAACAAAAAAAGACUUGUAAGCAAACUGAACAGUCAGCACACAGAAAUGUCUUUUUAGGGUCUUUAUUCAUAGCAGUACGAUACGAUAUACGAUAUAGUUCAAUACGAUACAAUACACUUUAUUGUCCCCUUGGGAAAAUUUGACUCCAAGUGCUGCAUAAGUUUUUUAAAUAAAUAUGUUAACAAACAUAUCAUGCACAAGAAAGACAUAGCAUUAAUCAUUAAGACUCACACAAACCUGUCACUGGUACAAAGCAGGAGAGGUCUAUGUGCAGUAAAUCAGCGAUGUCACAAAGACUACUUCACAAAAAAAAAACUAUCACAGAAAAACAUCUCAACAAGCUCCUCAUUUAGCACUCCUGGAUGCCCAGUCUUAAUCUAAAAGGCUUCUCUCUAAAGGAAGUUAUCAUCAGAUUUCUCAUUCUUAAUCCUGAAGUUGCUUUUGGUUUUAGAAAUUGGGUAUUUCUUAGUUUUACCAACACAACAUAAGCCACAGUGCAUUUCAUGGUUGUGCCUGGCUGCUCCUCCUUACAAGUAUAUGAAGAUGUUUAAAUCAAUGUUAGAAAUUGCUUUUUUUCUAUUCUUUGCAUAAAAUCUGGUUGCCACUGAGAUACAAGGAAACCAUUGAACUGCUUUAUGUUGUGAAAGAUAGACUUGUCUGCUCCCCUAAAGCAUGCACAAUGAUUUAAUGUCAAGCUUCACACAUAUCCAUGUUUCUGUUCAAUGGUAUAUUUUACUAGAGGAUCCUGAUGAACUUUGAGAUGCUUUUAUGAACUUUUCAGUGCAAUGUUUUUCUUUUUUUUUUAUUUACCCUGAAAUUACAUUUUUAGUUAUAUAUAUUUCUAAAAGAAAAGAAGUGUGUUGGCAUUGUUUGACAUAUAUGAGAAAUUAGCUGAAUAAGUUUGAUACUGACAUUCGGUCAUAUCAUUAGCUUCUGUCUUAAUACAACCCAAACAUCAAGGUAUGUCAGCUUGUUUGAACUAUUUAAAGGAAAAAUGACUAACCUGUGGUGCAAUAUUUAUUUAUAUAAAUGUGUAUUUGUCUCUCAAAUAUGCCCAGUUUUUACAAGA
Molecule: messenger RNA, 3104 nt
Organism: Cheilinus undulatus (humphead wrasse)
Lineage: Eukaryota; Metazoa; Chordata; Actinopteri; Labriformes; Labridae
Product: retinoblastoma-like protein 2
Exons: 14
Coding region: 143-1738 (531 amino acids)
Biological process (GO): cell differentiation; regulation of transcription by RNA polymerase II; negative regulation of G1/S transition of mitotic cell cycle
Cellular component (GO): nucleus; chromatin; transcription regulator complex
Molecular function (GO): RNA polymerase II transcription regulatory region sequence-specific DNA binding
Source: RefSeq, a predicted model, not a curated record